This is a messenger RNA of Onthophagus taurus, 1725 nucleotides long. RefSeq names its product Inositol phosphate kinase 2 (gene Ipk2). The record is from RefSeq and is a predicted model, not a curated record. Gene Ontology annotation, biological process: inositol phosphate biosynthetic process. Gene Ontology annotation, cellular component: nucleus; cytoplasm. Lineage: Eukaryota; Metazoa; Arthropoda; Insecta; Coleoptera; Scarabaeidae. Gene Ontology annotation, molecular function: inositol tetrakisphosphate kinase activity; inositol-1,4,5-trisphosphate 3-kinase activity.
AAUGUUAAUUUAUUCCGAAAAUGGAAAAAGUACGAUUGAUUUACGAUCAAAUCCGAAAUAAUUAAACGACGCUUCGUUAAAAGAAAAGAGAUGGCGAGACGAAUGCUUUUAGGCCUUUUAGGUUAUGGUCCAGGUGGCGCCACUGUUUAUGUAUACAAACCUUGAGGGACCAAUUUGCAUAUCAAUAUAAUUUUCGAAAGAAUCGGUCGCCGUAUAUAAACUUGACGGAGCGCGAUUUCCACAUUUUACGAGCAGAUUUUGAUAUUGAUAGUGUCUGGCUCGAAUUGAACGUUAUUACAAAUUUCGGUGCCAAUUUAGGUUAUGUGGCUAUCUAUAAAACAAUAACGUUAUCGUAAAUCCGUGUAAGAUUCUUCAAAUGGGGAAGAGCAAAGUGGACAAAAUGCGUCCGAAUCACCUUACGGUAAAGAUUAAUGGGCUUAGUGAUAAAAAAUCCUGGCAAAAUGGAUUUAGUAAUAAUAAUAACAAUAAUAAUAAUGAGAACGGUCAGAGUGUAAAUAAAAAUUUGUACACAUUACCGGAAGGUAUGGAACAUUGUAAUCAUCAAGUCGGUGGUCAUAUGAGUGAUGGGGUGCAUUUGGGUUUAAUGAAAAGAAACGGAGUCGUUUAUAAACCGAUCACAUCAAAAACGGGAGAUCGCGAGAUCGAUUUCUACGAGAAACUCCGAUUUAGCAAAGAUCCGAUUUUGAGGGAUUUUAAGGAAUUCGUCCCAAAAUAUUUUGGGGCUGAAACUCAUCUAAUCGAUGGGAAAGAAAUUAAAUACAUCGCUUUGGACGAUGUUACGAAGGAUUUCCGAGAACCAUGUAUCAUGGACGUUAAGAUAGGGAGAGUUACUUACGAUCCAUUAGCUAGUCAAGAAAAAAUUAUGAAAGAAAAAACCAAAUAUAUCGAGUGCAAGCGAGAUCUUGGAAUUGCCAUCCCAGGGUUCCAAGUUUAUAACACCUCAAAUGGGAAAUUAAGCAAGUAUGGAAAAGAUUAUGGGAAACAAUUAAACAAAGAAACGGCAAUCGAUGCUUUCCGAAUAUUUUUAAACGGAACCUCGUCGUAUUUAAAUCGUAGCUUAAUAAUUCAAAUGUUAACCUCGUUGUGGAGGAUACAAAAUUGGGCAAGAAAGCAGCGCCAAAUAAAAUUAAUCGCGUCGUCAAUCCUCCUUGUUUAUGACGCAAGAAAAUUAAGAGAAUUAACACCAAAGAUUAUUAAUCCCAAUAAAAUAAACACAAGAAAAAUUCAACGUACAAAUAGUUUAACCAGACCUAUAAGCGUCGUUUGUAACGAAAAAUUGGAAACUUUAAAAGCGGGAUUUAGCGGGCAAUUAGCAGAGGAUGGACCAAUUUUUGGGUGCCAAACAUCACCGACGCGGAUUAAACAAAUUAAUUUAAACGAAACGGAAAUCAAGCGAAGUAGGCCCACGUUAAAACGGAUGCAUUCUUUCCAAAAUAACUACGAUAAAGAUUUGCAAAGUAUGAAGAACGAUUAUAACGCGAUUUUGGAUGAAUUGGUUAGCGAUAAAAAACACAAAAUGUGGGUUAGCGUCAAAAUUAUCGAUUUCACCCACGUUUUUCCAAAUAACGAAAUCGACACUAACUUUUUAGAGGGGUUAAACAAUCUAAUCAAAGUGUUUGAGGAUUUCUUAAUCGAAACCGAAAUUAAAAUUAAUUUAUAAAAUAAAAAUUUUAAAUAAAAAGGAUUUUUUUCAUUAAUAAAUAA